Uloborus diversus is the source of this 4629-nucleotide messenger RNA. Its product is annotated as transmembrane protein 98-like. Gene Ontology annotation, cellular component: endoplasmic reticulum. Lineage: Eukaryota; Metazoa; Arthropoda; Arachnida; Araneae; Uloboridae. The record is from RefSeq and is a predicted model, not a curated record.
UGCUAGCUUUAGUUUUUGAAAUGUGGUGGGUGAACAAAAGAUUGUAAAUUACAAAAUAUUUCCCCCAUCAAAACGUUUAAUGCAUUUCUGAACGGUCUCAUUUUUUCUGGCUUAAUGUUUUGUUUUUCUUGUUUCGAACAUUAGCAAAUGUUUGUUUAAACUAAACGCUACCACUCUAUUGUUCGUUUGUAUUGUGCUUCUUAUGUUUAUUGCAUUUAAUUUGUCAAACACUUAGCCGUUCAUGCUAUCCUUCACUUUUAUACAUCAAUCGGAAACAUAAUGGUGAUGGAGUCUGUUGUCUUAGUUGCAAUCGGCGUAUUAACAGUGGUGUUUGUUGGAUCACUUCUUGCACUUAUAUUAGUUUGCCGACACAAAUAUUGUCGGCCUUUAGACUUGUUGUCGCAUCAAUUUAAGGAUGUAAGACCUGAAAUUCACCUGAUUUCAAAUGAUGAUGGAACAGACAUGGAGUUAGAUGAUGUAAGAUUACAUCCAAACAUUGAAAAGAUAUUGGCUGAUGAACAAUGGGUUGAUGAUGCUACUGGCCUCAUUCCUCACUGCUUAGCUAUACUGAAAAAAUGCCAUCACUUGACAGAGAGGCUUGUUCCAAUGAUGAUGACUCAUGUUUCCCAGCAGUCCCACCAAGAGCUUGGUGAAAUCAUUGAAGUUGCCAAGAAAAUAAGCCCUCGUGUGGACGAUGUUGUCAGAGCAAUGUACCCACCCCUUGAUCCGCGUCUGUUAGAAGCAAGAUGCAUGUCUCUCAUCUUAUCUGUGAAUCACCUGGCUCUUGUAACAAGAUCUUUGUGCCAAUUGAGGACAACUUGUAAUUGGAUUGAGGCUGCUCUGGCAGAUAUGGAGGAAAAUUUACAGGUAUUGAGAGAGGCUGGAAUGGCAUUAGAAACGGCGCCUGCCCCUCAGGUCAAUGGCAGCUCAUUUAUGGAAUGCAAUGAAGCGGCCCUAGGAUGUCAGAUGUCUCAUAACACAGGCCUAAUUAAUGCAUGCUGAGAUGUGAAAGAAGUUUGUACUUUAUGACAUUCCACUGUUCUUUAUUACUUCCUUUCAAGGUUUCUGAAAUCUCAUUUUUUAAAACGAUUUAUUCCAUUUUAUUAUACUAUUGUUAUAAUGUUGAUGUUUUGUGUAUCUGUUAUUUGUUAUGAGCUGUUAUGCUUAUAUACUCCACGGAAGAUUCAUAUCAAGGUAGUGACAUAAUCAUAAAAAAUACUGUAAGCCAUGGAAGUCCUUAAAUAUUUUGUGCAGAGGUUCCAUUGCAUUUUAAAAUGAAUGAAGAUGAUUCAAAUUUUACAAUCUGAACUUAGUGUUUCAAUACCUUAAGAUUUUAUAAUUGUAUUUCUAUAUAUUCUUCUGAAUAUCAAUGAAGCAGGAAAUGUUCUAUUUUCAUGUUUUGAUAUUAAUUAAAUGAAAAUGCUCAUAGAUUUGCACCUACAUGUGAAGCCAUAAAGAAUUUGUAUAAUGAACAUAAUAUAUAUACAUUUGUUUUCCCUAUUUAAAAAUACUGCAAGCUAAAAAUUAAGAGUCCCCCUCCCCCUGCUAUCAAGAAUAAAAUAAGGUUUUCCUCGAAUAAAUUUUUCUUAUAUAGUUUUAGUCUAAUAUUAAAAAUUCAGAAUAAGAGGGAGGAACAUGGAUUGUACUGUAACUCUAUGCAUUUAUAUGUAUGAUUAAAAUUCAUGCAUUUAUAAGUUUGUGUGUGUGUGUGUGUGUUUUUUUUUCUUCAAAUGUGUUACCGUUCAUAUGUUUCAAUUUCAUCAAGAAAAAAGUGCCUAAAACCAUUUUUUUUUGACUGUGCAGUACAUACUAUUACUGACAAACUAAUUGGCUAUGUGCAGUUAAUUAUAAUAAAAAAUGUUUAUACAUACAGCCUGUUUACAUUGACAAAAAUGUCGGACACAUUUUCAAACUGCUGCAAAAAAUAAAAGCUCUAUAAGGAAGAGUGGAUGAUUAAUUGUAUGUAGAAUUUUCAACUCUUUACCAGGUGAAAAAAGUAUUGAAUCAAAUGCGGUUUGCAAUGUAAGUGGGUGUAAUUGGAACUCUCUAUGUUUGCAGUAAGCUGGCCUAUUGCAUUUCCUUUGUAAAUCUGCUCAUAUAUAUCCUUAUCAUCUAUGGGCAGUAUUACUGUUCCAUGAAUGGAAUAUUAAUAUUUUUUGUUGUAUGUAUAUUGUUUUAAUAUUUUAAAAGAGCAAACUGUAUGUCAUAGUUGUUUUAAUGCAAAUACUCACCAGUCUAGGUAAACAGCCAACUUGGGGUUUUUUAAAAUAUUAGUGCCUUUCUAAAUUUGUUCUCUCUCUCUCUCUUUGUUAUUGUAAUGGUUAAGAAAAAUUGUUUUUAAGGGGGAAAAAAACACUAUUUAGAGUACUUUUAUCAUAAUUAAGUUAUCCAAGACUUUAGUUAAAGACCACAAAUGGCAAAAGUAUAAGCUCCCAUUCUAUUUUUUAAAGCUUAAAAUUACUUGGUAAACAUACUUAUUUAAAAUCUAUCUCAGAGCCAGACUGACGCAAGUCCAAAAACUGAAAUUUUCCGUUUAUUAGUGCAUUGUAUGUUAAAGCCUAUUCCCUAUCGAGCCAUGUAAACGUAGGGUAACGGCACCAGUAACAGACAGUCAUAACUUUGAAUUUUAAUAAUAAGAAUUUCUGAUGGGUAAAACUGAUGUUGCUGCAACCCAUGAAUACGGUGCAACCAUCUAGUCUUAUCAGAGUGAAUUUUAUGAGCCAGUUGGUAUUUAGAAGGCAGUGGUGGAAGGUUAUGAACAGCUACCGCGAGGUCUGCCAGUAUUUCAUGUUCUUUUGAAUUUAAUAAGGUUUUAGGUCUAAAAAUAAAGAAUUUUUUCACAUUUUAAAGAGAAAAGGGGGAAUUCUGUCCAUUACUCAUCCUUUCUUCUUCCAAUCUGUUGCUGGGUAUCAUCAGAAUCGACGGUGUCUGAUAAUGGGGUUCUGGGGUUUGUAACUUUUUUUGAAAUGGAGUAAAUAAGAAUAAAAUUAAUUAAUUCAGAGGAUCCAAAAGCAGCCAAACAUUAGAUGAGAUGUAGUUGCAUGAGAGAAAACUAGUUUUAAGAGUCUAAAUACAUUCAAAGGCUCAGAAAAUUGAGUGAACCUGAGAGCGAUGUCUUAAACAUGUCUGUUACUGGUGCCGUUACCCGUUACCGUAAAACGUACACACGCCCCGUGCUUUCCAUGAGCCAAAAAAAAGUUUUUCCUCUUUCCUGUAAAAUUACCAUAAUGUGACUAAUGUCCUUCUGGCUCUGAGGUACAGAAAUUAUGUGUAUUAAUCUUUUAAAUAAAAAAACUGUGUGCUGCCAUUCUAAAAUGAAUACAUGUAGAAUUUUGCAUCCAUAAAGACUACAGUGGACCAGUGAAGACAACCAGUGGUUCCAUUCAUAAAGACAACAGUGUACAGACUCUUGCGUAGUAACCGUGGCAACAAAAUUGUUUAUAAAUAACAACGUUGUUGGACUUAUUGCUAACCUUUAUGAUGUGCAAAAUGUGCAUGUAAGUUAUUUCAUACUCUUCAAUUUGUUCUGUCUGUCUGUCUGUUCAAUCUGUCUGCAUAUUAAACAUAAAUCAUGUACAGGCCAGGGUCGCAUUUCUCGCAAAAUGCGAGAAUACUAUCCAAAUUGCAAAAAUGGAACAAAGCAUUUUCGCUUUUUUGCUCCAAUAUAACAAGAAAAAGAAGGGGGUUAAAAAGGUGUACAAUCAGAGAGAGGAAGCGAUAUUGAACUUAAUCGUAUUUAUAAAUCAUAUCUAACAUGUAUAAACUAUUGUUAAGUUAAACAAUAUUUCGUCUUAAUUUGCAUUUUAUCCCCCCCCCAAAUUAAUGAAUUAUUGGGGUUUUUCAAAAAAAAAGUUUGCUCCCUCAAUACCAAGAACAAUUCUGAAUUUUUCUUUUAAAAUUUUUAAAAGAUAUUGUGCAUUUAUUUCUUCAAAGAUGCCAAGCCUGAAUUUUAGCAUUUUGCUAAAGACUUUUCCCCAAUUUCAGCUUUUUUGCUAAAAAAAUUUUAAACUCGACUUAAACGCUGGUACAGGCUAAAAUACAGUUGAACCAGUCGAGCACAGAGUUUGUUUCUUUAGUUGCAUUUGGUUCUUUCAACUCCCGUUAUUUUUCUAGAACACCUCAAAGUGUUUAUACUUCUAAAUUUUAUGGUUCAAAUCAAGAUUUAGGAUAUCUUCCAAAUUUAAAACUUUUGAGUCCUGCUGUUUGAAAGGGGAAAAUUUAAAUAAAAGGUAUUAUUCAGCUAAGCAUGUUUAACAUUUUUAUCUUCACUAUAUUUACCUAUGGAAAAACUGCUUUGCUUUGUGAUGAAAAAACUCCAAUCAAUCUUAAUAUUUGAUCAUUCAUCUUAUUCCUCUAAUUUGAGAUAAAUGGGUAACUAAGAUCUUUAAGGUAAGACUAGUAGCCAAAAUAAUGCUCCGUGGCAGCUUUAAUAUUGGAAAUAUAUUUUUUAAAGUAUGAAAGCUAUAUACUCCAUAACUUUUGUAAUCAAAAAUAUUUGUGAUAUUUUCCAUUUAGUUUAAAAGUGGAAAGCUAUAUUUUUAUAACAACUGAGAAUGUAAUUAUUUAUGAUAUGAUGCUCUUUAAAUGUAGCAGUAAAAGUAGUGAAAUAAAAUACACACUGAAUUCUGA